AUGGCAAACCUGAGGUUCGCCGUUAGCAUGCAACGGUUAAUACCGUUUCUUGGCUUUCACCAUGUUCUCAUGAUUCUCAUCGCCAUUGCGAUAAUAUUGCUCUCAUUGCUACUGGCAGGAUGCUCAUCCACAUCUCCUCUCAUUCCCGGCAUCUUCCUCAUCUCCAUGUGGUACGAACAGUUCACUCCCACCUACGCACCUGAGCAGGUCGACCCUGGUGUCACGGCCGCCAUUGCAAACAUUGUCGGCAACGCCCAGCUCGGUGUUCGUGUCGGCUACUUUGGCAUUUGCAUCAACCGUGAUGGCGGUGGUUUCAUUUGCUCAAACAACGCCACUGCCCUUGUCGACAACGUGUCCGUCGACCAGGACCCCCUCAACCUUGUGUGGGUAGCCGCUACCUUCAAGGAUGCCGUCGUUUUCCCCUACCUGCUCAUCGUCGCCAUCAUUCUCGCCUUCUUUACCUUCAUCCUCCUCGCCACUUUCCCCGGAUGGCAUGAGGAGAGAGACGAGCGAACUGGAUCCGACGUCGACGUCAAGCCAUUCCCCUCCAGGCCCGUCUCCCAGGUCGCGCUCGCUCUCAUCUUCAUCUCGUCCAUCUUCGUCCUCGUCUCCGUCUUAUGGCAACAUACCGCCUCGGUCGCAGCUGCAACAAUCGUGCAAGAUCUCGGCAACGGUAGCGUCAAGUCUGGUGUCGGCACAUCUGCCAUGGUUCUUGGUUGGUUCGGCUUUGUGCUGCUCAUUAUAGUAACCAUUGGGUUGCUUGUCAUGAUUCUCAGCAUCAUUGUCCUCGACCGCCUCACCGACAAUGACUAA
Molecule: messenger RNA, 813 nt
Organism: Bipolaris victoriae FI3
Lineage: Eukaryota; Fungi; Ascomycota; Dothideomycetes; Pleosporales; Pleosporaceae
Exons: 3
Coding region: 1-813 (270 amino acids)
Biological process (GO): conjugation with cellular fusion
Cellular component (GO): membrane; mating projection tip
Source: RefSeq, a predicted model, not a curated record